Oppiella nova is the source of this 567-nucleotide messenger RNA. The record is from the annotation of a GenBank genome assembly. NCBI's taxonomy places the organism in Eukaryota, Metazoa, Arthropoda, Arachnida, Sarcoptiformes, Oppiidae.
AUGUUUUUAGGUGGGACUGUAGUCUCGCACCCGAAUAGAGCACAAGUAGCUGUUUGUGGCCAUAAAUGGUGGCAAGAAUUCUAUGUUCAAAGGCCUGAACACCAACGAAACCCUUCCGGCAGUUGUUUUGUCGUGGAUUUGGAUAAACCCAAUGAGACACCCGUUGCUAUAUUCCCGUUAUCCGAGUCGAGUCAAAUAGGUCUACAAAUUCAACAAAACACUUACUAUUACUCACAUUCAAUGAGUGGCUUUUCCGCCGCAUUCACACCCAGCGGUGAGAGUCUGUUGUUGGGAGCGCCGGGAUUCUACCAAUGGAGGGGUACUUUCCUCGAGACAGAAGCCAUUCCUUUAGGAAUUAAUGGCUUAUUAAAGGAGAGAUUUGUUUUGAAUCAACGCUCGACAGCCAGUGAGUCAUAUGUGGGAUAUUCUCUAACAACGGGUCACUUUUUGUCUGGAUAUUCAAGUUCUGUGGCAUUGGGUGCACCCAGGGAUAAGAAUUAUAGGGGGAAAGUCUAUAUUUAUAACUACGGCUCAAACCAUGUUUUUAAUGACAUCGAAGGCACACAA